UUACCUUACUUAAGUAGAUAUUUUGGUUAUCUAUACUUUACUGGAGUAAUUAUUUUUUGGACCACUUUUUACUUCUACUCCUUACAUUUUCAUGUAAUUAUCUGUACUUUCUACUCCUUACAUUUUAAAAAUUGCCUCGUUACUUCAUUUCGACUUGUUUUUAUUCCGGCUAUCCAGAUAGAUUCCGCCAUCCGAAUAGAAUUAAUUUAAUUGUGGUUGGAUGAGAAGUCUCAACGUGACACCAUUCCUAUACCCCAUUGGUUUUAAAGCGAUGCAACGCGCUUGCGCAUUACACACCCGCACACCGGAGCAGAAUGUAGAAGUGUUAAUACAGUAAAUGGUGGAAGAGAAAAUGUCCGUGGCGGCAGACGAGGAGCUUUCCCAACCAAGCACCAGUGAGGAGGGUGCAGGCAAGGAAGACCAACCAACCCUUGUUCAUCCCUGGCCUUAUCUGGAGGAUUUUUUUGAUAUAACAGGAUGCAAAAACAACUCUUUUCGCAUGCAAUGCAAACUGUGCGCACCGAAGUACCACGAGCUAAUGGCUUUCAAAAACUCACCGUCAAAUUUAAAGAAGCAUAUUGAGAAGAAACACCCUACUCAUCUGGAGAGGUACAAGCAACUCACUUCAGCAUCCCUCAAAAGGAAGACAUCAGCUGAAGAUUCUUUGGCCCCACCCUCCAAACAAACCAAGCUGUGGGAGACUCGUAAAGUUUCCCAGGCAAGUGUGGACAAAUUAGUUCUCAAAUUCAUUGUCCAAGGCUUGCACCCACCGCACAUUGUUCAGCAACAGGGCUUCAUUGAUCUUGUGAAACAUCUUCAGCCAAAUACAAAUGUCAUGACACGCAAUACUGUUGUCAACAAAGUCACAAAUGCCGCUGUUGAAAUGAAAAGCAAACUGAAAGCGGCCCUUAGUGAAAUUGAGUUCAUAGCAACAACAACAGACUGCUGGACAGCACACUGUCGCAGUUUCAUUGGUGUCACAGCGCACUGGUUUAACUCCCAGACCAUGCAGAGAUUCUGUGCUGCCCUGGGAUGCAAGCAACUUAAAGGGUCACACACAUUUUCUGCACUGGCUAGUGCCCUAAAUGAAAUUCACACAGAAUUCAAUAUCAGAGACAAGAUCAUUCGCACUACAACUGACAAUGGAUCGAACUUCCUGAAAGCCUUCAGAGUUUAUGGGAAGACUGACAAGAACAACAAUCCUGAACCUGUAGGAGAGCGUGCUGAAGAAGAGGACGAUGGUGGCCAAAAUGAUGAUACUGAUGAAGAAGAAGAAAGCAUUGAGGGUGUUGAAUUUGUUGAUACUGGAGCCCUUUUGGACAAAGAUGACUACUUGGAAUAUCAACUACCCAAGCACCAUCGCUGCGCCUGCCACCUCCUCAAUCUGGUGUCCACAGUUGAUGCUUCAAAAGCAGAGGACAACCCAUUGUACAAGCGCAUAUCAAGGUCCACAUUUGCCAAAUGCUCUAGCCUGUGGAACAAAAGUUCAAGAACAACCAUCGCAUCUGAAGUGAUUAAAGACCACUGCACACUCCAACUGAUAAGGCCUGUUGCUACAAGGUGGAAUUCAUUCUUCUCCGCUGCGGAAAGAAUUGUGAGAAUAACAAGAGAACAAGGUGAAGGAGCACUUGCAGCUGUCUGCAGUAAGCUGGAUAUACAAAAGUUUACUCCAGUGGAACUUGCAUUUCUUGCAGAAUAUGUGAAGACAAUGAGUCCAGUGGCCAAGGCAGUGGAUGUUCUUCAGGGAGAAACCAGUGUGCAGAUGGGAUGGCUGCUCCCCACCAUAACUCUACUAAAGACCAAGCUCCAGAACCUUCAGGUCACCUCCAAGUUUUGUGAGCCUUUGAUUGCUGCACUUCUUUCUGGCAUUGAAAAACGCUUCGGAGAAAUGCUUGCAGAUCCAGAGCUGAUAGCCGCAGCCAUUCUGGUUCCCAAAUUUAAAACCUGCUGGACAAGUGAUGAAAACAUCUUGAAACUUGGCCUUGACUACAUAAAAAGCCACUUGAGCUGUCAGGAAAGGAAUCCUGUCUCUGAGGGCUCCCUGUCAUCUGAGGAAGAGGACUUCUUUUCCUCCUUAAAGAAGACUGGCCCCCUUGAAAAGACCCAGCAGCUGGAUGCAUACCUGGGGUGCCCAGGAGACAUGACAGAGGUGAUGAAGUCCUUCCCAGCUGUGUGCCACCUAUCACUGAAGCUUAAUACGGCACUCCCUGCCUCAGCAGCCUGUGAAAGACUGUUCAGUGUUGCAGGGCUGAUCUUCAGGCCAAGAAGAGCGUGCAUUGGCUCAGUAAACUUUGAGAACCAGCUACUUUUGCGGCUGAACAAAGACUAUUGGUAACUCUUUGUUGCUUGUCCUUUGCUUGACUGAUGUCAGUCUUUAUGUCAAAAGUGCCUGUUACAUCUCCUUAAAUUUGAAUUGUUGCGAUUACCUACAGAAAUGGGCAUGACCAGUUCAGUGUUGCAGGGCUGAUCUUCAGGCCAAGAAGAGCGUGCAUUGGCUCAGUAAACUUUGAGAACCAGCUACUUUUGUGGCUGAACAAAGACUAUUGGUAACUCUUUGUUGCUUGUCCUUUGCUUGACUGAUGUCAGUCUUUAUGUUAAAAGUGCCUGUUACAUCUCCUUAAAUUUGAAUCGUUGCGAUUACCUACAGAAAUUGGCAUGACCAGGAAUGUGGCACAAUAAAGGUUAAUUGAUAA
Acanthochromis polyacanthus (spiny chromis) is the source of this 2693-nucleotide messenger RNA. RefSeq lists its product as uncharacterized. The transcript is spliced from 4 exons. NCBI's taxonomy places the organism in Eukaryota, Metazoa, Chordata, Actinopteri, Pomacentridae. The record is from RefSeq and is a predicted model, not a curated record. Gene Ontology annotation, molecular function: DNA binding. Bases 338 to 2335 code for a protein of 665 amino acids.